CGGAGGUGGUGGGAGGCGGCGGGCGGGAGCACGGGUCCGGCCGGCCCUGGCGAUGGCGGACGCGGCAGCCUCCCCGGUGGGCAAGCGGCUGCUGCUUCUGUUCGCGGACACCGCGGGCUCGUCCUCGGCCUCGGUCCCCGCGGCGGCAGCGGCGGCGGCGGGCGGAGAUCCGGGGCCUGCGCUGCGCACUCGGGCCUGGCGGGCCGGCACUGUGCGGGCCAUGAGCGGGGCGGUGCCCCAGGACCUAGCGAUCUUUGUAGAAUUUGAUGGCUGUAACUGGAAGCAGCACUCCUGGGUUAAAGUUCACGCUGAAGAAGUUAUUGUACUUUUGCUGGAAGGGUCUCUAGUAUGGGCACCUCGGAAGGACCCAGUCCUCAUCCAGGGCACUCGAGUCUCAAUUGCACAGUGGCCAGCCCUGACUUUCACUCCCCUGGUAGAUAAACUUGGUUUGGGUUCUGUGGUUCCAGUUGAAUACCUUCUGGAUCGAGAGCUUCGUUUCCUGUCAGAUGCUAAUGGGUUGCAUUUGUUCCAGAUGGGAACAGAUAGCCAAAACCAGAUUCUUUUGGAACAUGCUGCUCUGAGAGACACAGUUAAUGCUUUGAUCAGUGACCAAAAGCUACAAGAGAUAUUCAGCCGAGGUCCCUACAGUGUUCAAGGUCACAGGGUCAAAGUGUACCAGCCAGAGGGAGAAGAAAGUUGGCUCUGUGGUGUUGUAAGCCAUCAAGACUCCAUCACCCGUCUUAUGGAGGUGUCUGUAACUGAGAGUGGUGAGAUCAAGUCCGUAGAUCCCAGACUGAUCCAUGUGAUGCUCGUGGAUAAUUCGGCGCCUCAGAGCGAGGGGGGUACGUUAAAAGCAGUAAAAUCUUCCAAAGGAAAGAAGAAGAGAGAGAGCAUAGAGGGGAAAGAUGGCCGGAGGAGGAAAAGUGCUUCGGACUCUGGGUGUGACCCUGCAUCAAAGAAAUUGAAAGGAGACAGGGGUGAAGUAGACAGUAAUGGGAGCGAUGGAGGCGAGGCAAGCCGAGGGCCCUGGAAAGGAGGGAAUGCCAGUGGAGAGCCAGGGCUGGAUCAGAGAACCAAGCAGCCACCGACUACAUUUGUCCCCCAGAUUAACCGCAACAUUCGCUUUGCCACUUACACCAAAGAAAACGGCAGGACUCUGGUGGUGCAGGAUGAGCCUGUGGGUGGGGACACACCUCUACCUUUCACUCCGUAUUCUGCAGCCACAGGUCAGACACCUUUGGCCCCAGAGGUGGGUGGAGCCGAAAAUAAAGAGGCAGGAAAAACACUGGAACAAGUUGGCCAGUGUAUGGUGGCUUCAGCAGCUGUGGUCACUACCGCCAGCUCCACCCCAACCACGGUGAGGAUCUCAGACACUGGCCUUGCAACAGGGACUGGGCCGGAAAAACAGAAAGGCAGCUGGUCGCAGGCCCCAGGAGAGAAUUCAAGGAAUUCUGUCCUGGCCUCUUCUGGAUUUGGAGCAUCACUCCCGGGUUCAUCACAAGCUUUGACUUUUGGAAGUGGAAGGAGCCAGUCCAAUGGGGUUCUUGCCACAGAGAACAAACCUUUGGGCUUCUCUUUUGGCUGUAGCCCAGCACCAGAGUCUCAGAAAGACUCUGAUCUCUCCAAAAACUUGUUUUUUCAAUGCAUGUCCCAAACUUUACCCACCAGUAACUACUUCACUACCGUUUCAGAGAAUUUGGCUGAUGAUUCCUCCAGUCGAGACUCAUUUAAACAAAGCCUUGAGAGCCUCUGUAAAGGAAGAUCCACUCUUGGAGCAGACACUAAAUCAGGCUCUAAGGCUGGCAGCUCUGUGGAUCGGAAAGUGCCUGCAGAGUCCAUGCCCACCCUCACGCCAGCCUUCCCACGGAGCCUCCUAAAUGCCCGCACCCCAGACAGUCAUGAAAAUCUAUUUUUACAGCCCCCUAAACUGUCCCGAGAAGAGCCUUCUAACCCUUUCUUGGCAUUUGUGGAGAAAGUUGAACAUAGCCCUUUCAGCAGCUUUGCAUCUCAGGCAUCAGGUAGCUCUUCCUCUGCUACCACUGUCACCUCCAAGGCAGCACCCAGCUGGCCCGAGUCUCACUCCUCUACAGAUUCAGCAUCUUUAGCAAAGAAGAAAACCCUCUUCAUCACAACUGACUCCUCCAAACUGGUGUCUGGUGUUCUGGGCUCAGCUCUUACCACUGGGGGGCCAAGCCUCUCUGCCAUGGGGAAUGGCCGCUCCAGUUCACCCACCAGCGGCCUCACCCAGCCCAUUGAGAUGCCUACUCUCUCCUCCAGCCCCACAGAGGAGAGGCCAACUGUGGGGCCUGGGCAGCAGGACAAUCCUCUCCUUAAAACCUUUAGUAACGUCUUUGGCAGGCACUCAGGCAGCUUUCUGUCCUCCCCAGCAGAUUUUUCACAGGAGAACAAAGCUCCUUUUGAAGCUGUGAAAAGGUUCUCACUGGAUGAGCGAAGCUUGGCUUGCAGACAGGACUCAGACUCCAGUACCAAUAGUGACCUGUCAGAUUUAAGCGACUCUGAGGAGCAGCUCCAAGCCAAGACCGGUCUAAAGGGGAUUCCGGAACACCUGAUGGGGAAGCUGGGCCCCAAUGGGGAACGCAGUGCUGAGCUGUUGCUGGGAAAAGGCAAAGGGAAGCAGGCCCCCAAGGGCCGGCCUCGGACUGCUCCCUUGAAAGUGGGCCAGUCAGUGCUGAAAGAUGUGAGCAAAGUAAAGAAGCUGAAGCAGUCUGGAGAGCCCUUCCUGCAGGAUGGGUCUUGCAUCAAUGUAGCCCCUCACCUGCACAAGUGUCGUGAGUGCCGCCUGGAGCGGUAUCGGAAGUUUAAGGAGCAGGAGCAAGAUGAUUCCACUGUGGCCUGCCGCUUCUUUCACUUCCGGAGGUUGAUCUUCACUCGAAAAGGGGUACUCCGAGUGGAAGGGUUUCUGAGUCCCCAGCAAAGUGACCCUGAUGCCAUGAACCUGUGGAUUCCCUCUUCCUCCCUAGCAGAAGGAAUAGACCUAGAAACCUCAAAAUACAUUCUGGCCAAUGUUGGAGACCAGUUCUGCCAACUUGUGAUGUCUGAGAAGGAGGCCAUGAUGAUGGUGGAGCCACACCAGAAAGUGGCAUGGAAGCGAGCGGUCCGAGGUGUACGGGAGAUGUGUGAUGUAUGUGAAACAACCCUCUUCAACAUCCACUGGGUUUGUCGCAAAUGUGGAUUUGGGGUCUGCCUUGACUGUUACAGGCUCAGGAAAAGCCGACCACGCAGUGAGACAGAAGAGAUGGGUGAUGAAGAGGUUUUCUCCUGGUUGAAGUGUGCAAAGGGGCAGUCCCAUGAGCCAGAGAAUCUCAUGCCCACACAGAUAAUCCCUGGCACAGCUCUUUACAAUAUUGGAGACAUGGUACAUGCUGCCCGGGGCAAGUGGGGAAUUAAAGCAAACUGCCCUUGCAUUAGUCGGCAGAACAAAUCUGUGUUGAGACCUGCUGUCACUAAUGGGAUGUCACAGCUUCCUAGCAUAAACCCUAGUGCCUCUUCUGGAAAUGAAACCACCUUCUCAAGCGGAGGAGGAACUGCACCCGGAACACAACCAGAGACAGACCAUGUUCCCAAAGCCGACAGUACUGACAGCAGAUCAGAUGAGCCUCUGAAAGCAGACAGUUCGACAUCAAAUAGCAAUAGUGAGCUAAAAGCCAUCAGGCCCCCUUGCCCUGACACAGCCCCACCCUCCUCUGCCCUGCACUGGUUGGCGGAUUUAGCAACUCAGAAGGCUAAAGAAGAAACAAAAGAAGCAGGGUCCCUGAGGUCGGUGCUCAAUAAAGAGUCUCAUUCACCCUUUGGGCUGGACUCGUUCAACUCCACUGCAAAGGUCUCUCCGUUGACUCCAAAGCUUUUUAACAGUCUGUUACUGGGUCCCACUGCCUCCAACAACAAAACUGAAGGCUCUAGCCUUCGAGACCUCCUCCACUCCGGGCCAGGAAAGCUUCCUCAAACCCCCUUGGACACAGGCAUACCCUUUCCCCCGGUCUUCUCUACAUCCUCAGCAGGAGUGAAGAACAAGGCCAGCCUACCCAACUUCCUUGACCACAUCAUUGCCUCAGUGGUAGAAAAUAAGAAAACCUCAGAUGCUGCAAAGCGGGCCUGUAACUUGACUGAUACCCAAAAGGAAGUGAAGGAGAUGGUGAUGGGGUUAAAUGUGCUGGACCCCCAUACCUCUCAUUCCUGGCUCUGUGAUGGAAGACUUUUGUGUCUUCAUGACCCCAGCAACAAAAACAAUUGGAAGAUCUUCCGGGAGUGUUGGAAGCAAGGCCAGCCAGUGCUGGUUUCAGGGGUACAUAAAAAGCUCAAGUCUGAACUCUGGAAGCCAGAAGCCUUUAGCCAGGAAUUUGGAGACCAGGAUGUGGACUUGGUGAACUGCAGGAACUGUGCUAUAAUUUCCGAUGUGAAAGUUCGGGAUUUCUGGGAUGGCUUCGAGAUCAUAUGCAAACGAUUAAGGUCAGAAGAUGGGCAGCCAAUGGUGCUCAAACUCAAGGACUGGCCUCCUGGGGAAGAUUUUCGGGACAUGAUGCCAACAAGGUUUGAAGAUCUGAUGGAGAACCUUCCUCUGCCAGAAUAUACUAAGCGAGAUGGCAGGCUCAAUCUGGCCUCCAGGCUACCCAGCUAUUUUGUUAGGCCUGAUCUGGGCCCCAAGAUGUACAAUGCCUACGGCUUGAUAACAGCAGAAGACAGAAGAGUUGGCACAACAAAUCUUCACUUAGAUGUGUCUGAUGCAGUUAAUGUGAUGGUGUAUGUUGGGAUCCCCAUCGGGGAGGGUGCUCAUGAUGAAGAGGUUCUCAAAACAAUUGACGAGGGAGAUGCUGAUGAGGUGACAAAGCAAAGGAUUCAUGAUGGAAAGGAGAAACCCGGUGCUUUGUGGCAUAUCUAUGCAGCCAAGGAUGCAGAGAAGAUCCGGGAGCUGCUCCGAAAGGUUGGAGAAGAGCAAGGCCAAGAGAAUCCCCCUGAUCAUGAUCCAAUUCAUGACCAAAGUUGGUACUUGGACCAGACCCUACGUAAGCGGCUCUAUGAGGAAUAUGGUGUGCAAGGCUGGGCCAUUGUUCAGUUCCUGGGAGAUGCUGUCUUCAUACCUGCUGGAGCCCCACACCAGGUGCACAAUCUAUACAGUUGCAUCAAAGUUGCAGAAGACUUCGUGUCUCCAGAACACGUAAAGCACUGUUUUCGCCUGACGCAGGAAUUCAGGCAUCUCUCUAACACUCACACAAACCAUGAGGAUAAACUGCAGAAUAUAAGCUGUUUAAGCUCCAUGAAGGCAGAGGUUUUGCUGUUUUAGUUGACUGCUUUUCCCUAGGACAUGUCUGACACAUAGUGAAGAACAUCAUUUAUCACGCAGUGAAAGAUGCUGUUGGCACCCUCAAGGCUCAUGAGUCCAAGCUGGCAAGAUCGUAGGCAUGGAGAAAUUUCAAACUCCCCUGUGAAGCAGGUCUUUCACUCACAACACAUACAGGGAACGACAGGGUUCUCUGCUGGAGCAGAGGUCCUUCACUUGGAGCCAGUGUGGUCAGUAUUACAAACUCUCCAGCCACUCUUUUCUACGCUGCCUCAACACUGAAGGUUGACACAGGAAAGUCGCACUGUUCACACACACAGUUUCAGACUCCAAGCCGAGGGUGCCACAUCCCUAUCCUGUGGCCUUUUGGGACUUCAGAUUGCCUGAACAUCACUGGGCUGUCCUGCACAUUCUCAUGAUUUGAGAUUUGUGGAAACCAGGAAUGUGGGCACACCUUUCUUUUUUUUUUCUCUUGUGCCUAGUUAAGUGGGAAUGUGUUUGGAGGUAGGGGGAAAUCACAUACCUGGUACAUGUGGGGGCUAAUUGUUUAAACACGCCUGGUGGAAGCCUGAUGGUGUCUCUACACAUGACCUCUGACACAGCCCAUCCCAGGAGACGGGUGAAGCCAUUCCCCACCAUCUCUCUCCCAUGAACACUGAAGUCUUGAAGGACCCAGGGAGAAUCCACUGCUUUUCCCAAGAGGCUCCAGGAUUAGGAAACGUGUGUAUUUAGUGAAAAAUAGGUUUGUAGUGAAAUAGUUACUAUUUCAUGAAAGUAGAUAUUUUUAGAACUUUUGAAAUACCACAGUUGUUUUCCUGGAUUAUGAGGAAAGGCACAUUACAUUUAGUCUUCCUUCGAGAAAACUCUUUGAAGAAAUAAGAUUUUUAGAAAUCAACUGCCCAUUAUAGCACAAAAAUCAGCCAAAGCAGAAUUUAAAAGAAUUGGCUUUUUAGGAUUCUUUUAAUUUCACCCCCCUCCCAUCUCAGCCCUAUCUUGAGGGAACAGCCAUCUUGAGAAAGAACUUUGUCGUGUCUGAGCUGUGGUGUGUUCCAUGCAUACACACACUGGUGACUCCAGGAACCAUUUCCACCUAUUACCAGCGUUCCCUUGGGACUCCUCUUGUAGUUCCAAAUUCAAAGGAAAGUUUGCUUUCCUACAUGAGGCUUUUUGUUUUGGGAGUUUUUUUGUCCAGAAAUAUUUUCAGCAAAACUUUCCAACUCAGUGGAGUUUUAUUAAGAAUUUAUUUGAAAAUGAUGGAAUUCAUUGGUCCAUAGAUACAUUGGAAAAUGUAUCUAUCUUCUUCCCAGCUGUACUGUAGUGCCCUGCAGGCUUGUUUAUAUGUUCACAGUUACUUUUUUUUUUAAAUAAAAGUCAUUUACUGUAGAAUACUUUUAAUUUCACUUUCUGUAUUUUAAUUUUGUUGAAGGGCUGAUUGGGAUUUCCAUGUUCUUAUUAAAAAUCUAACAAAUCUGUU
This is a messenger RNA of Bubalus bubalis (water buffalo), 6770 nucleotides long. It is a transcript of the gene KDM3B, whose product is annotated as lysine demethylase 3B. The record is from RefSeq and is a predicted model, not a curated record. Lineage: Eukaryota; Metazoa; Chordata; Mammalia; Artiodactyla; Bovidae. Bases 53 to 5299 code for a protein of 1748 amino acids. Gene Ontology annotation, biological process: regulation of transcription by RNA polymerase II. Gene Ontology annotation, molecular function: chromatin DNA binding; transcription coregulator activity; histone H3K9 demethylase activity. Gene Ontology annotation, cellular component: histone deacetylase complex; chromatin. The transcript has 25 exons.